UCCGUAUCUUCCGUCCAGACCUGCUUUGCCUCAGCCUGCGCUGCGCCCUCCAGGCCUGGGGCGUCGCGGUACCGGCCUCCGCGCUUCACACGUACCCCCUUCGGCGCUCGGGCGGGGGCGGGAGGCGGAGCAGAGUGGUGGCGGGGGGGGGCCGUGUCGCCGCGGUCUAGUCGCGGCGGGCGGCGGUGACGGCGGCGUCGGAGGUCCCUCAGACAUGGCCGCCUCGGUGUUGUGCUGCCUGCGGUGCUGCAGAGAUGGCGGGACGGGCCACAUCCCUCUGAAGGAGAUGCCGGCCGUGCAGCUGGACACGCAGCACAUGGGAACAGAUGUUGUCAUUGUAAAAAAUGGAAGAAGAAUAUGUGGAACAGGAGGUUGUUUAGCCAGUGCACCUUUACAUCAAAACAAAAGCUACUUUGAAUUCAAAAUCCAGUCCACAGGAAUCUGGGGUAUUGGUGUUGCAACUCAGAAAGUUAACUUGAAUCAGAUCCCUCUUGGCCGAGAUGUGCACAGUCUGGUGAUGAGAAAUGAUGGAGCCCUGUAUCACAACAACGAGGAGAAAAAUAGGCUGCCAGCAAACAGCCUUCCACAGGAGGGAGACGUGGUGGGUAUUACAUAUGACCAUGUAGAAUUAAAUGUAUAUUUGAAUGGAAAAAACAUGCAUUGUCCAGCAUCAGGUAUACGAGGGACAGUGUAUCCAGUUGUUUAUGUUGAUGACAGUGCAAUUUUGGAUUGCCAGUUCAGUGAAUUUUAUCAUACUCCACCACCUGGUUUUGAAAAGAUAUUAUUUGAACAGCAGAUCUUCUGAAUGUAUUUGUUUUCGAAACUUGUACUUCUGCACUGUUAAAAGUGUUUACCAUUUAAUAAAGCUUUACCUGACCUAUAGAUGAAAAUAUAUUCUUAAAAAUAUGCUUGUUAAUGUUGUCUAAGGAACCAAUGUAUACAAUAUACCACCCUGAAGUUGUGAUUUAAAAUACUUAUGCUUUGUGAUAUGAAAUCAACAUUGGGGGCAGUUUAUUUAAUUCUUAUUUAAAUAAAUAUAACUAUGAGUUUAACAGUAUUAAAUGGAAAUAUGUAUAUAGGUAUUUAAAAGGGAGUCUUUCUUAAUGUAAAAUAUUUGUUUUGAUAGAGAUACAGAGUUGGGUGGGGUUUUUUGUCAUUCUGAAGUUUCGACCUCAUUAACUAUUUUAAGUCUGCAGUCCAAUAAUUUUGUGUCUCAGUGUCUUUUUUAUAUAGAGUAUAACAAAGUGACAAAUUUAUGUUAUUGGCAACUUCAUUUUUGGCAAUUUAUUUAGUGUAAAAUGUACGACUUUUCUUAAAAUUUAAGUUGCUUAUUUUGUUUGUAAGUCAUUGCUUUUGAUUUUCUUUGUGAAAGGAGAUAAAUGUAGUAGUUGUCGGAGCAUUUUGUUGAACACCAUCAUGCUGUGUUACUUCAGUACUUGAGAAAGUAAUGGUUGGUUGGUGAUGUGUACACAGCAGACAUUUAGAAUAGUAUGAUGCUUUCAACUUAAAUGGAAAUGAGAUUAUUCUUUAAGAACUUUUAUUUAAAUGUGCAUUUUUCUGUAAGGAAUAAUAAAAUAUUAGUAAUUAAGGACUAUUCAGUACUAUAUUACAUACAUGUUCUUCCUGUUUUGU
Molecule: messenger RNA, 1632 nt
Organism: Hippopotamus amphibius kiboko
Lineage: Eukaryota; Metazoa; Chordata; Mammalia; Artiodactyla; Hippopotamidae
Gene: SPRYD7
Product: SPRY domain containing 7
Exons: 5
Coding region: 215-805 (196 amino acids)
Molecular function (GO): protein binding
Source: RefSeq, a predicted model, not a curated record